AUGCUGCUGCAAAAAUUAUAUCGUAUUACAAACUGCAACAGAAAUCUUCAAAGAGCUAUUUUAUAUAAAAAUAUUCAUCCAGAGAGAGCUUAUAAGAGGAAAAACAACAUGCAAAUUUUUAGGAAGUUAACAAUAAUGUCACCAUUUACUGUAAUGGGGAUGUGGGGAUUUGUAAAAAGCAACAAUGAAGACAAGACACAGAUUGUAACAAACGAACUUCUUGCUAAAGCAGAUACACUUUUUGAUCAGGGAGACUACAGGAAUAUAUAUAAUCUUCUCUCAAAUUAUAAGAAUAGUAAGGAUGUUGAAAUCUUAUGGCGUUUAAGUAGAGCCAUUUAUAAAAUGUCUGAAAUGGCCAGUGAUGUUGAAGCACAAAAGUUAACUUAUGAGGGAUAUGAUUUGUUAUGCAAGGCUCUUGAUAUUCAAGAAGAUCACUAUGCUUUGCAUAAAUGGAUGUCUAUAUUCCUUAAUAAGAAAAGUAUUUUGGAAGGUACAAAGGCACAUAUAAAAGAAUCAUAUAAUAUUAAGAAACAUAUACUGAGAGCAUUAGAGUUAAACCCUAAUGAUGCAACGUUACUUUACAUGCUGGGAAACUGGUGCUAUGAGGUUUCAAAUCUGACGUGGUAUCAACGAAAAAUAGCAUCUGUUAUAUUUGGAGAACCACCAACUUCGACUUUUGAAGAAGCGCUGAUGUAUCACGAGGCUGCUGAAAAAACUGAUCCAAAUUUUUACAGUCAUAAUUUACUAAUGCUGGGAAAGACAUAUUUGAAAUUGAAUCGUAAGGAAGAUGCGAUAAAGUAUUUUAAAAAAACUGCUGAAUUUCCUGCAAAGAAUGAUGAAGAUCAACAAGCCAAACAAGAAGCACAAAAAAUAUUAAACAGUAUAUCAAAAUAGUACAUGCAGAGAUAAGUAUUAACUAUAUUUUUAAAUA
Messenger RNA from Cyphomyrmex costatus, 931 nucleotides. RefSeq names its product regulator of microtubule dynamics protein 1. Gene Ontology annotation, molecular function: microtubule binding. NCBI's taxonomy places the organism in Eukaryota, Metazoa, Arthropoda, Insecta, Hymenoptera, Formicidae. Gene Ontology annotation, cellular component: mitotic spindle pole; spindle microtubule; mitochondrion. The coding region runs from base 1 to 894 and encodes 297 amino acids. The transcript is spliced from 4 exons. The record is from RefSeq and is a predicted model, not a curated record.